AUGUUUAAAAACAUUCCCGGAUGGGAAGAUGAGCCAUAUGCAUCCAUUGCCAGUGAAUGGGCCCGUUCAGCUGGUAAAUGUGAUUGUGAAUGUGAAAAAAGUGAAAUUGACAUGCCUACUAACCUUCUUGCUUGUCUGAAAAAGUUUCCAAAAGAUAAGUGGCAGAAAAGAGGUCUGGGAGGUAAGAGGACAGAAGCAGUCCAGACCUGGGUAGAACAGAAAAUUGGACAGUUGCCAAAAAAGAAGUAUUCGGUUUUAAUUGUCCCCAUACCCGAAUACAUAAUUGGAAUUGAUAUCCUUAAAGGAUUGACCUUACAUUUGGGGGAUGGCUGUUACAGUUUUGGAACUAAACCCUAUAUAUCAGCCAAACCAGUGGUGGUAGGAAAAUUGUUAAUGCCCCCAGUGCAACUACCACCCGCUACUAAAGUAGUACAUAUUAAGCAGUACAGGAUCCCAGGAGGCCACAGAGAAAUUGGAGAAACCAUAGACGAAUUAUUAAAAGCUGGGGUCCUACGAGGGGUCACUACUGCUUGGAACAAUCCCGUGUGGCCAAUACGUAAAACAGACCAUACAUGGAGAAUGACGGUAGACUACAGAGAAUUGAACAAACACACACCUCCACUGACUGCUGCUGUCCCAGACACCGUCACUCUUAUAGAAAAUAUACAGAAGCAUCCAGUGAUCUGGUAUGCAGUUAUAGAUUUGGCUAAUGCCUUCUUCACUAUUCCAAUAGCUGAAGAAAAUCAAGAGCAGUUUGCUUUCACAUGGUUAGGGAGGCAAUACACAUUCACCAGGUUGCCACAGGGAUACUUGCAUAGUCCCACCAUCUGUCAUCGGCUGGUGGCAGAACAUCUUGAUGGGGUAAAAAUACCGUCAGAGGUGAAAAUAUCCCAUUAUAUAGAUGACAUUAUGAUUCAGGGACAGUGUGAAGAACAGUGUCAGCAGAUUCUUGAAGAGAUCAUGGAGCACAUGAAGAGCAAAGGGUGGGAGAUAAAUCCCAGUAAAAUACAGGGACCCGCUCAAACAGUAAAAUUCUUAGGAAUACAGUGGAACAAAGGACACAGAGAAAUCCUUCCAAAAGCUAAGCAAAAAGUGCUAGAGUUUCAAACUCCCAAAAGCAAGAAACAAGCUCAAAGCUUUAUAGGUCUCUUUGGUUUCUGGAGACAACACAUACCACACCUGAGUCAGUUACUCUCCCCUUUGUACAAAGUAACCAGGAAAAAACAUGAUUUUGAAUGGGGAGAUGAACAACAGAAUGCAUUUGAGGGAGCUAAACAGGCUAUCCAACAAGCCCUUGAUCUAUGGCCCAUACAAGAUGGAGACAUAGACUUAAAUAUAUCAGUAAAUCAGCAAUGGGCUAAUUGGAGCCUUUGGCAGAAACAAGGAAGGACUAAGUUUCCCCUUGGUUUCUGGACAAGGAAGUUACUUGAGGCAGGAGAGAGGUACACACCCUUUGAGAGACAGCUCUUGGCCUGCUAUUGGGCCUUGGUAGACACUGAACAGAUGACAGUAGGACAUACAGUGUUCUUACGCCCAGAGAUACCUAUCAUGCAAUGGGUACUUAGUUCCCCUAAGACACAUAGGAUAGGUCAUGCACAAGAGUCCAGUAUCAUAAAAUGGAAGUGGUGCAUACAGGAUAGAGCUAAAACAGGAAAUAGUGGUACGGCUGUACUACAUGAGAAAAUUGCAGAUGCACCGAUACAAGAACCUGGUUAUCUGCCAGACGCAGACAAGCCAGUGGAAUCUCCAGUAAAGUGGGGAAAGUCUUUUGCGCAACUAACACAAGAUCAAGCAAAGCAUGCUUGGUUUACUGAUGGUUCAGCAAAAUACAUUGGUAAUGAAAGACAAUGGAAAGCAGUGUCUUACAAUCCAGAAACCAAGAAAAUUCUGACUACAACAGGAACAGGAAAAAGUAGCCAGUAUGCAGAGUUAUAUGCAGUCUUUCAGGCUUUGAAACAAGAGAUGCCUGGCAGUUGUCAUAUAUACACAGAUUCCUGGUCUGUUGCCAAUGGACUGACCACGUGGUUGCCUACAUGGCAGUCUCAUCAGUUCAUGAUUAAUUCAAAGGAAGUCUGGGGAAAAGAUUUGUGGGAGCAGAUAUGGGAGAUGGUACAUCAAAAUGAGGUAACAGUCUUUCAUGUUGAUGCUCACUGCAAUACUGACUCAUUGGAUCGUCUGUUUAACUCUGUUGCAGACAAGAAAGCCAAGAUCUCAGAGGCGUCUGUUGAAAAUUCUAACUCACUUUUGGGAUUGGCUACUUGGGCCCAUCAGAAAUGUGGACACUUGGGAGAGAAAGCCACUCACAGGUGGGCACAACAGCGAGGCAUUUUAGUGCCACUUGAUUUAAUUAAAACAGUAAUUCUGCAAUGUCCAGUGUGUCAGCAUGAGCAGAAUAGACAUGUACCAGGGAUGGUACGAGGUCAAAUAAAAAGAGGUAAAGCACCAGGGCAAAUAUGGCAGGUGGAUUACAUAGGUCCGCUUCCUAUGAGUAAAAAUUGCCAAUACGUAUGCACGGCUGUGGAUACAUAUUCAGGGUAUUUAUUGGUUCACCCUUGCAAGAGGGCAACCCAAAUAAAUACUAUCAAAAUGUUGGAAACCAUGAUACAGUACUAUGGUCUUCCAUUACAGAUUCAGAGUGACAAUGGAAGCCACUUUAAAGGAAAAUUGGUACAAGAUUUUUGUAAUGAAAACAAUGUUGAAUGGAUAUUUCACAUACCUUAUUAUCCUCAAGCAGCUGGUCUGAUUGAAAGGAUGAAUGGGUUGUUGAAACAACAAUUGAGAAAACUUGGUGAAGGGACAAUGGUCAAAUGGAGAGAUAACUUGCCUACAGCUGUGAACAUCUUAAACAAUAGGCCACUCUCAGAUCAUGACACCCCCCUCACUAGAAUGAUCGCACCCAAUAUACAAGCUAAACCAUAUGUAGCAACUAACACCAUCACAUAUUGGGAAACAGAGGAGGGAGCCUUGGCACCAUACAGGGCUACCCCAGAGGCUGCAGGAAUAGACUUGCGAGCCAGAAAGGAAGAAAGACUUAAAACAGGGCAAGUUCAGAUGUUCCCCACAGAUACCAACAAUGAGAUUGGAGGUUGGGACCAGAGUGAUUCCGCAGAGAUGAGAUGGAAAAAGAUCGAAAUAAGAGUAACCUGCCUGACCAUUAACUGUCCAAACAUGAGAGCGAACCUCUAUGGAGAAGGCUAUUUUAGCCACAAUGAAACUGAGUCAAUUACCUAUAUUAAGUUACCAAAUGAAUCAUUUGGUUUGUUAACGUUAGAAUCUACAACGCCCUUUGGCUGCCGCAUACUGUAUACGCCUGUAAGCUCUAAUAUUUCUUCAGAAGAACUUACCCAAUAUUGGUGUGGCACAGCUAUGAGCUUCAAGUUUGCCCCCAGCUACGCCAACCUCUUUAUGACCCAUUGA
Molecule: messenger RNA, 3417 nt
Organism: Pelobates fuscus (common spadefoot toad)
Lineage: Eukaryota; Metazoa; Chordata; Amphibia; Anura; Pelobatidae
Exons: 4
Coding region: 1-3417 (1138 amino acids)
Biological process (GO): DNA integration
Molecular function (GO): nucleic acid binding; RNA-DNA hybrid ribonuclease activity
Source: RefSeq, a predicted model, not a curated record